Menidia menidia (Atlantic silverside) is the source of this 1593-nucleotide messenger RNA. NCBI's taxonomy places the organism in Eukaryota, Metazoa, Chordata, Actinopteri, Atheriniformes, Atherinopsidae. The record is from the annotation of a GenBank genome assembly.
UUUUUUUCUUUUAGGUUGUACAUCAUGGAACCGUCUGCGCCAAAAAGUAAGCUGAAAAAGCUGAGCGAAGACAGUUUGACCAAACAGCCUGAGGAAGUGUUUGAUGUUCUGGAGAAACUCGGUGAAGGCUCUUAUGGCAGCGUCUUUAAAGCCAUUCAUAAGGAGUCGGGGCAGGUAGUGGCCAUCAAGCAGGUUCCCGUGGAGUCUGAUCUGCAGGAAAUCAUAAAGGAGAUCUCCAUCAUGCAGCAGUGUGACAGUCCCUAUGUAGUGAAAUACUAUGGCAGCUACUUCAAGAACACGGACUUGUGGAUUGUGAUGGAGUACUGCGGCGCGGGCUCCGUUUCUGACAUCAUCAGACUGCGCAACAAGACGCUGACAGAGGAUGAGAUUGCCACCAUCCUAAAGUCAACAUUGAAGGGUCUUGAAUACCUUCACUUCAUGAGGAAGAUCCACCGCGACAUUAAGGCUGGGAACAUUCUUCUCAACACUGAGGGACACGCCAAACUGGCAGACUUUGGGGUUGCCGGCCAGCUGACAGACACCAUGGCAAAGAGAAACACAGUGAUCGGUACUCCCUUCUGGAUGGCUCCGGAAGUGAUCCAGGAGAUCGGCUACAAUUGUGUUGCAGACAUUUGGUCCCUGGGCAUCACCUCCAUAGAGAUGGCAGAGGGCAAACCUCCAUAUGCUGACAUCCACCCAAUGAGAGCUAUCUUUAUGAUCCCCACCAACCCUCCUCCUACAUUCAGGAAGCCGGAGCUUUGGUCAGAUGAAUUCACAGACUUUGUUAAAAAGUGUUUGGUCAAGAACCCCGAGCAAAGAGCAACGGCCACGCAGCUGCUACAGCAUCCAUUCAUCAGCCAGGCCAAACCAGUUACAAUCCUGAGAGACCUGAUCACCGAGGCCAUGGAGAUGAAGGCGAAGAGGCAGCAGGAGCAGCAGAGAGAGAUGGAGGAGGAGGAGGACAACUCUGUACGUGCCCUGAAAUGUGGAAGUCCCGGCAUAGUAACCCUGCAGACCCGCGGGAUGCUCAGUUUCCACGAGGAGGAGACCGAGGUGGACUCCCACACCAUGGUCAAGUCUGGCUCGGAGGGGGCCGGGACCAUGAGGGCCAGCGGCACCAUGAGCGACGGGGCCCAGACCAUGAUCGAGCACGGCAGCACCAUGCUGGAGUCGGACCUGGGCACCAUGGUGAUCAACAGCGACGAUGAGGAAGAGGAGGAAGACCAGGGAUCAAUGAGAAGACACGCCACCCCCCAGCAGCCCAUACGCCCGUCAUUCAUGGAUUACUUUGACAAGCAGGAUUCCAACAAGGCCGCCCAGCAGCAGGAAAACUACAACCACAACCAGCCACAGGAGCAGCCCGGCUACCACAUCCAGUCUAAAAACGUCUUCCCCGAUAACUGGAAGGUCCCUCAGGACGGAGACUUUGACUUUUUGAAGAAUCUGGACUUUGAGGAGCUGCAGCUGCGCCUGAGUGCCUUGGACCCCAUGAUGGAGCGGGAGAUUGAGGAGCUCAGGCAGCGCUACACUGCCAAACGGCAGCCCAUCCUGGACGCAAUGGACGCCAAGAAGAGACGGCAGCAGAACUUCUGA